UUGCUCUUGCAAAGUGUACUCCAGUACCCACAGCCUGUGGGUGAUGGAUUGGACGAGGUGACCCGUCUGCGAAUGGAGGCGUGGGCCAAGCUCCAGGAAGAGGAGAAGAUUCAUCUGGAGCGGGAGAUGGAGCAGCUGGCCCUGAAGCAGGGUGUGUGGGACUGGGGAGACCUGCUCUGCUCUGCCUUGUGGCUCUGGCAGCACUGGGCUGUUGCUGGGCUCCUGCUGCUUCUCUUGGCCUUGUGGUACAUGUGGAGGAAAAGGAGCCUGAGGAGAGACAUGCAUCAAGAUGUAAACGAUCGCGAGAAUGAAAACGAAGCCAGAUUUUUGGAUGUAAUCGAUGAAGGUGCUGGAAAUGAAGAUGGCGAUGUGGGAAAUGAAGGAGAAGAAGAUGAUGAAGAUGAAGACAAUGAUGUGAAUGGGGAGGAAAACAACAAUCAUGAUGGCAAUGUACAGGAAGUCAACAACGCUGGUGCACAUGAAGAAGGUGAUGUUGCAAAUGGAGACGAGGAGCUGGAUGAUGACGAUAGAAUUGGAAGAAUGGUAAUGGAGCGCAUCCAGUGGCCAGUGCAGGACCUGCCUAUAAGAUGCCAGUGGAUAAGUCUCCUCAUGGAGAAUUUUGCAUUUUACUUUCGGCGCGUCUUGUCCGACACCUUCUACCCAGUCCUGCAAGAAGCCAUUGGGGUGGGCAGUGCCUUUGAAGGUUGGAGUCCCCGUGAGGAGGAUGUUGUGUACCAGGUGCUGGUACCCAUGACUCCUCCCCGAGGGCACAGCUUCCACCUGGAGCUGGACACUGCAGGGCAGAGGCGCGUCAGGAACUUCCGCGUGCGUGUGCAGCAGGAGUGCACCUGCGGCAGGGCGCAGCGGGGUAAGGACAUGCUGUGCUUCCUGCACCAGCCCGUGGAGGAGCUGAGGACGAAGCAGGAUCCCAGCCUCGUUGACACGCUGUGCACCGACUCCUACCUGGACGUGCACAAAACUGCCCGCUGGUUCUACCAGCUGGUGAGAGCAGUCUGGCCGGCUUUGCUUCAGUCCCACAGUUGGCAUUUAGUGCUGCUGCCCUGCAGACGCUCCUGCCAAUUCCAGGUGACCAACGGCAGGGAAAGCUUCCGCAUCGAGAUGCUCUUUGGGGUGAGACAAGGCGACUCGGACGUGUUUGUGAGCAGCGAGCCUCGAGAAGCCUAUACCUCAAGCACAGUGUGGCCGGAGAGCUACGCCGUGGCAGAGAUGAAGUUCUUCAAGUACAUCGCCAGGCGGGCCCCCUAUGACAGCUUGCACCUCAAAUGCCUGCAGUUCUUCACCCGUCUGCAGCUGGGCUUGGGCUUUUCCACCUACACCAUCAAGACUAUUGUCAUGCACCUCCUGAGCAUCAUACCAGUAUCAGAGUGGCGCAGGAGACAUUUUGUGAGGCGAGUGCUGGACAUCAGCGAGAGCCUUCGCACAUGUGUGGAAGUGAGAUGCCUUUAUCACUUCAUUGUGGGCAACCGGAGGCUUCCUGAGGGGAUCAGUUUGCCCCCAGAUGUUGAAAUGGCUGAGUAUUACAAUCUCUUCCAUGACCUGGAGAUGGAUCCCAUUGCCCACUCCCAGGCCAUGAGUCAGUACGUGGAUCUGUACCGGUGGCUCAAACGGAUCCUUAAUAUUGAGCAGUGA
Oenanthe melanoleuca is the source of this 1650-nucleotide messenger RNA. RefSeq names its product inositol 1,4,5-trisphosphate receptor-interacting protein-like 1. The transcript has a single exon. Gene Ontology annotation, cellular component: membrane. Bases 73 to 1650 code for a protein of 525 amino acids. The record is from RefSeq and is a predicted model, not a curated record. NCBI's taxonomy places the organism in Eukaryota, Metazoa, Chordata, Aves, Passeriformes, Muscicapidae.